Caretta caretta (loggerhead turtle) is the source of this 4234-nucleotide messenger RNA. It is a transcript of the gene SAMD15, whose product is annotated as sterile alpha motif domain containing 15. NCBI's taxonomy places the organism in Eukaryota, Metazoa, Chordata, Testudines, Cheloniidae. The record is from RefSeq and is a predicted model, not a curated record. Gene Ontology annotation, molecular function: protein binding.
CGGAAGUGGAGGUCUCCGUGGAGACUGUUCCGACGCGUUGCUAUGGCUCCAUGGCGGGGCGUAGCCGCCCAGGAUGGAGCAGGUCCCGGAGGAGGAGAGGUCCGGGGGGCCAGGGCCUGAGCCCGGAUCCGAGCCCGAAGAGUCCGAGUCCGAGUCCCAGCCUGGCCCGGCCUGCCUCGCCUGGAGCCCCGUGGAGGUGGCUGAGUGGGUUCGGCAGCUGGGCUUCCCCCAGUACGAGGAGUGCUUUACAACUAACUGCAUCACUGGCCGCAAACUCAUCCAUGUUAACUGCUCAAACCUGCCACAGAUGGGCAUAACAGACUUUGACCACAUGAAGGAGAUUUCAUGGCAUGUGCGAGAGCUGCUGGGGAUUGAGGAGCCUCUCUGGAGCAGAAGCAUUGCCCUCCCGUACAGGGACAACGUGGGCUUGUUUUUAGAGCACAAAGCCCCAACUGGUGCAAAAGCUGAUGCCCUCACCUUCUCUCAGUUUGUCCAAGAAGCAGGAUUAGAGCCAUAUGCUACAAUUUCACAGCAGUCUGGGCUUUUUACAAAGGUGGAAGCAGACGCCCUUACCUUCUUUGUUCAAGAAGCUACAAUUCCAUCCUCUCUGGAUUAAAGAAAGGUGCAUUGAUACUCUGAUUUGUUUAGUGCUGACAGUAUGCUCAGCCAUGUACAGUUCCUCCCUUGAACACGUUUGCCAUUUAAACUUUUACUCCUAAAGACACCCCUAUGGGAUAUUGCCAGGCGCUGAACUCCUUAGUGCAGUUACAUUAUCCUAUACUGAAAGGUUCCCUUUCUCCCCAUUGCAGGAGCUCUGUGUGGCUCAGUCAUGUCUGAACUGCUGCUACUUCACAUGUUAUCACCAAGACCAGAGAUCAAUCUUAAUCACCUUUCAUUGACACCCACUUUCCUCGAACCCAGGUGAUAGAUUAUAAGGUUUUUCCCCAAACUCUAGUCUUUGCCCUUACAGAUCCGGCUGAUCUCGUUCACUACUCCACACACAGAAAUAAGUUUAAAGAGUUAAGUGAUGUAUGUAAUAAUUGCCUUAUGAUAUAGUGCCUUAUGUUGUAAAGAAUCUCAGGGUGCUUUACAAACUAUAUAAUGCAGAAAGAAAAGGAGUACUUGUGGCACCUUAGAGACUAACAAAUUUAUUUGAGCAUAAGCUUUUGUGAUGCAUCCGAUGAAUUGAGCUGUAGCUCACGAAAGCUUAUGCUCAAAUAAAUUUGUUAGUCUCUAAGGUGCCACAAGUACUCCUUUUCUUUUUGCGAAUACAGACUAACACGGCUGCUACUCUGAAACCUAUAUAAUGCAGGAAUCCCUUUCCUCAUCACAGAAAUAGUUACUUUUGAGAUAGAAUAGAUAUUUUUAUUAAUUGAACAACAGGUUAGAUUAGGACAGGAAGUGUAGAAGAACAUUUUAUCCAACUGAAACUGAAGAAAGAAUUUAAGGAGGAAGCACUGAAUUGCCCUAGAUGGAAUUUGGCCAGGACUCCAGGGCUAAGACCCUUAUUCUUGAGAGAAGAAUCAUGCAAUCUUUUACAUGGUUAGGGUUUUGGUUUUACAUUUCAUCCUACACUUUUAGGUCUCAUCAGCAUUUUCAGCAGCAAGGCAUCUCCUGGCACUAUGAUUAAGUGGUGGUUCAAUCCUGACUGAAAGGCAAAAAUACUUCCUACCGAAUCAUCACUACCAUUUUCUGCAGCAGCAGCAGGGAUUUCAUUGAUCCCCAGUCCAAAUACCGAACCGGCACAAUCCUCUUUAGUGUGUGAGAUCUUAUUAGUUCAAAACCCAAUGUGGUGGGACUGCAACCACUGUAAGGCUGCUCUCCUGCUUACCUAUCAAAAAUGCUACAGAAAACAAAUGUGUCCAACAGUUUGAAUUGAGGUCUUAGGACAAAAUGCCAUUUUAAUAAGUGAGCUUGGAUUGAAAUAAAGCAGUUAUCUGGCAGAGUGCUAACUUCCCAGGCAAGCAGGUUUAAUAGAAAACCAAAACAAACUCUUAGAAAUAAAUAAAAACAUGCACUGAUUAGCGGAAUCUGCAGUGUUACUCUAAACAUUUAAAAGAGCAAGCAGCGCAAAUUCCCACUUUUUCCCCACCUCGCUGUGGGACAGAUAGUCAUCACUGUUAGGUUCCAGGACUGUUCAGUAACAGCCAUGCUUGUUGGCUCACUGUGUCCAGUACUUUGUUGAACGGUGACCCUUUCCAGAGAGAGAACUCAGAGCUAACACAUGUAAAAGUCAGAGACCCCAAAGAUUUUAGCGGUAGCCAACUCACAUUCUGUGAGGAUGUUACCAAGUGGUCACAAGUUAGGAGAGAUUGCAGAUGCAUACAAGUUGGGAAGCUUGCCUGUACUUGAGAAUUAUGAGUCAGGAACGCUAUUCACUUUCACUGUUUAAUUUGCCCACUACUUUGCAGUUUGCUUGUGCUGUGGGUGAUAGUCAGGUAAAGGUUUACAUGCCAUUCCAGCUUUAUCCUUUCCACUGCAGGAUAAAGUCCUCACUGUACAUUCCUCCACCACACAUAACCAUAUGGAUCCUGCAAUGGGAACUGGUAGGAAAGGGGUCUUAAUCUCUGUCACAGUUCUCUUCAGCAUUAAACCUUAGCAAAGCAGUUCCAUCCCAGGAAGUUUGGAAUCACACUGUGGUUAUACUGUAUGAAGCUUCAGAAUCAGUGUUAGGAACAUCCCCUGGGUCUUCUGUCCAAGUCACAUCAAUAGCAGUUGUGGGUGGACAUUGACUCAUGACCCAGCACCAUACGGGGAUCUGCUGUGGCAGGAAGAGAAGAAAUUCUGCUGGCCAUCCCUCCACUCUUUGCAAGCAAAACUCCAAAGGAGGUACAGUAAAACAAAGUAAGAUGGUUCUGGAGAAGCACACUCCUUGCUAGAAGCUGACUGAAGGGAGACUCCUUCAUUUGUACAGUUGUCAGGUCAAACCAGGGGAAGGUGCUGGGAAGAGAAAACAGGGUGUAUUAUUUAUGGGCAACAGCUAUCGGUUCCAUACCUGUGAUUUAACAAGAUGGCUUUCUUUGGUCUUAAGUCCUCUGUCUUAGCCCAUUGAGAAAGCUAUGUGAUUCAGAACCUUGAGUUCUUUGGACAAAGCCAGAACCACCCACAAUGAGCAAAACUCACUCUGGUAUUAAUGGGAUGAUCUUGAACAAACUGGCCUACUGCAUCCAGUAGUAUACCGAUAAACAAACACAUCCAUCAGACCAGCCCCAAAGCAAGAGUGUCAGUGCCUUGCCAUUGGAUCUUCUUCCACUAUCCAUAAGAACCGUCCGCUUCAGGAUGAUCCUCCAGCUAUCUCUAUACAUGUUUGUACUAUGCCCAUCACACUGCACUACAACUAAUCAAACAACUAAUCAAACAAUAAUGCAGAAAACAGAAUUAGUGGGGAGGGAUGGUUCAAGAAUUGGUAAUGAGUUCUCUAGUACUCAGUUCAAAUCAAGCCUUCAUUGGGUAGUGACCAAAAGCAUUAUCACAUGUGACCCAGGGAUCUCUUGGUGCCCACUGACAGAGGGUACAGGGGGAACACACAAGGUUUUACACAGGUUCCUUGGAGUGGAUAACUGCAUAAUAUGCCAGAAGGGUUCACCGAAGGGUGGCAUAUGAGGUCUCUACCAAGAGCCUGUAGCCCACUGGGCAACAUAAUCAUUGUGAAAUGUAUGUACAGAUAAUAUUUAAGGAGUUAUGUAUCUAUACUGAAAAUUAUGUUCUUCAGGUUUGGGAGUUAAGGCAGGUUACCAGGUGGUGAGAAACCUCUGACAUGUUCCUUCCAGACAGGAGAUAAUAGAUGUUUAUCUCUCUGUCUGGCCACACUGAGCCAGCUGCCGCAUGAGAAAGAGAGAGAGAGAGAAAAAAAUCUAUAGGAAAAAAACAAUGAGCAAGAGGGUGUCCUGUCUGUGAAUGAAGACAAAGCAUCAGACUGGUAUAUCUUGUGGGGGCAAAGAGACACACAGGUUUCUUCAUGUAGAAGGCAAGCUAACAGUGUUUUUGUCUUAUGAAAAGGGCGGGGGCGGGGGGGUGUCACAGCCAGCCUGGCUGUAAAGCACUGUGAGAAGGAUUUUGGGGUAAGCAACAUUCUACAAGACAUGAGAAUAUCUUGCUAAUUAUCUCUAGGCUCUAGAAUCCAUGUUAUAAUUUUAUUUUAUAUGUAAUCAUUUGUUUUCAAUAUUUCUACUUGCUAUUACUCGAAUCUCUAUGUUUUGUUAAAUAAAGUGAGAUUUGUUUAUAAUGAAAUCAA